GCUAGUCUGCUCUCAUAUACCGACAAGACAGUACGGCCGAAACCUCAGAGCAGCGGACCGACAGCAACAGACGUCGCACCUCGAAGGCAUUCUUGCACAAGCUCGUGGGGACGUAAAACCACAGGAAGUCAAGACAGUGAUCAUGUGAGAUCGAACUGCUUUUUUGGACGAAUGCGAGCCUCUCUGACAGUCCUUGCGCACAAGACUAUCGUCGGUGAUUUGAUAGCGGUAUCACGUUUUCAUUUGUCUUUGCAUGUCGGGCAUGCAUCCAGGGGAGAGCCGAUCAAUCCCUGUUCUUUUCCGAACUGCGCGCGUGUAGUGCCUUUAGUGUCGGCUGUGUCGUCAGGUCCCGAGCACAGAACUCAGAGAUGGGAGGCAAUUUAGGCUGCCACCGGUCUAUUCCAAAGGACCCGACGGAUUUGUGUCACAGUAAACGCAAGUUUAGCGCCGCAUGCAACUUCAGCAAUAUUAUGGUGAACCAGGAGCGGUUAAAUAUCAACACAGCUACCGAAGAAGAACUUAUGACUCUGCCCGGUGUGAAUCGCACGGUUGCGCAGAACAUUGUGGAGUACCGUGAGUGUAUCGGAGGAUUCAAGAAAGUGGAGGAUCUCGCUUUAGUCAGCGGUGUAGGUGCCACCAAACUAGAGGUUAUUAAAUUAGAAAUAUGCGUCUCCAACAAGAAUGGGUCGUCUCAACACUCCCCGUCCUCUCUGCGCAAAGAUCACGAGCACCUCGCGUGCACCGGUAUGAACAUCAACACUGCUACACCUGCUCAACUCAUGAGCCUGCGUGGAAUCACCGAGAGAAUUGCCAAGAACAUAGUGGACUACCGCACCGUAAACGGUCCGUUCAAGAGUAUCGAAGACCUGGUUAAAGUCCACCAAAUCAAUUCAUCGCUUCUGGACAAAAUUCGAUUUCAAGUGUUUGUGGAGCGCUCAAGGACGCCAUCAACUAACACGAACGGUGGUCUGACUUGCACCACAAAGUCACAGCCGAGUCCAACGUCAUUUAGCCUACGGAGCGAUGAUCUUGAGUUGCCUCUAGGUGGGCCAACGCAGCUCAUCUCCAUCCGACCGGUUGUUGAGCCCCCAACGGGCAUGCGAGAUGGCAAACCGGUGGUCCGAGUGGGCACGUGGAACCUGCAAUGCUGCUCCAGCGACAAAGCCAACAACCCCGGUGUUAGAGAGGUCGUUUGCAUGACGCUUUUAGAAAAUGAUAUCAAACUACUAGCGGUUCAGGACUUGGCAGACACGGAGGCUCUGGACAAGUUCUGUGUGGAGCUGAAUCAGGCCACUCUUUCCAGUGUGCAGAAGUGGAGGAGCCCUCGCGGUGUGUGGAAAUGUGUUGUUUCUGAAAAACCCACAGGACAGUCAACUAAGGGUCCGCAAUAUUCCGGAUUCCUCUGGAACAGCUCGUCCGGGAUCGAGCUGAAGGAUGCGGUCAUUCUGGAAAGUCCCACUACCAACGGCAACGGGUCGCACGCCCACUCUCGGCCGUAUCUCGCCCGAUUUUACAUCGGGUCGUCCGAACUGGCGAUGGUGAACGUCCAUCUAAAGGCUCCGGCAUCUCCAGCGGAACGGAACGGGAAAAACCCCGGCUCUGACGAUGGCAAGGCUCAGCGACUCACAGGCAGAGUGCAGGAAACACUAAAAGGGGAGAAGGAGUUGUUGGUGCUGGGGGAUUUCGGGAUGCCCCCCGACAGUGCCGAGCUGGAGCCUUUGCGUAAAGAGAAGAUGAGUCCACUGCUAGCUCCCAGCGUUCACACCAACAUCAGCACCAGAACGCCUCAGGGUACACACAGCACCGACAACAUCUGGACCAGCCGCUCUCUUAAGAAGAUCUACACAGGUCACUGCUCGGUGGUGCGGGAAGGAUUGACCAAUCCCUGGAUCCCAGACAACUGGUCAUGGGGUGGCGUGGCGUCGGACCACUGCCCUGUGGUAGCUGAGUUCUUCGUGGAUGCCAUCCAGAAAGAGUCCGUUUGUAAUGGCAACGGGGUGGCAGUGGUGGAGAGGGGGGAACCCGUGCCCAAACACGAGCGAUGACUCCACAUGCUUUUGCCAUCGCCAAGGAGACGGACUGUCAUGACCUCAUCGCUGUGUGACACGACAAAAUGUUAUGACGGCGGGGGUUUUUUGGGGGGGGGGGGGCACGCUUUAUGACGAGAAAUUUUCAUGACUGUCCCUCAUAAUUGUGGAGAGCAGCACCAAGAUUGCCUUUUUUUUUUCUUUCUUUCUUUUUGUUUUGUUUUUGUUUGUUUGUUUGUUUUCCCCAUUUACUGUACAGUAGAGACUGUGAAGCACCUUGCCUUUGUUUUUGACUAAAAGGCAAGAAAUCGAAAACAGAUAUAUUUGAAGGAGAAAGAUAUAUAUAUAUAAAAGAGAAUUCUAUAAUGUCACAGAACUUCUGAAGUGUGCCAAACAUUUUCAAUGAAGUAUAUGAAAUAAACCAAUAUUGACAGAA
Molecule: messenger RNA, 2463 nt
Organism: Chanos chanos (milkfish)
Lineage: Eukaryota; Metazoa; Chordata; Actinopteri; Gonorynchiformes; Chanidae
Gene: eepd1
Product: endonuclease/exonuclease/phosphatase family domain containing 1
Exons: 7
Coding region: 369-2045 (558 amino acids)
Biological process (GO): DNA repair
Cellular component (GO): plasma membrane
Molecular function (GO): DNA binding
Source: RefSeq, a predicted model, not a curated record